CGCGGCCCACAGGUCAGCCUCACCGACAGAAACGACCUCUUCCCGGCUCGUGUCUUCCCCUCCUGUCCUCUCCGCCAUUUUUGCCAAGAAAAUAAAGCAAUCAAUCAAAAACGAAAAAGGUGGCGAGAGGGAGAGGGAGAGGGAAAGGAAGGUGCCGGCCCUAGCAAUGGCGGGGUGGUACGAGGAGGCGGCGGGUCUGCUGCUGCGCCGGCCGGCGUUGGCGGAGAUGGCGGUAGACGUGCUGCUGUGCGCCGUGCCGAUCUGGGCGGCGGUCAUGAUCGGUCUCUUCAUAGGGUGGGCAUGGCGGCCGCGCUGGACCGGGCUGAUCUUCCUCGGUUUCCGCAGCCGUCUCCGGCUCCUCUACGUGCCUCCCGGGCUCGGCGCGCGCCGCCUAUGGCUCGCCUGCACCGCGCUCUCCGCCUUCUCCAUCGCGCCGCAGCUGCUCUCCUCCGCCUUCCGCCGCCAUGGGAAGUACCAGCGCAAGGAUCCCUCGAACGACGACACGGACGCCUGCGGGGACGCUGGCGCUUGCGCUAACGGCAGGUCAAUUUUUGAGGGCAAGCAUGAUAUUGUCACUGAGAAGGACCUAGAUCACCUCGUGCAGCUUUUAGAUAAUAAAGAGAGUGGGCAUACAACAUGGCAGCAUUUGAUGGAGCGUACCACUUCCAACAUGACGUACAAGGCCUGGAGGCAUGAGCCCGAGGUGGGACCUAUAAUGCAUUGUAGCCAGACCAUUUUCGAGGAUGCUACUCCUGAACUGGUUAGAGAUUUCUUCUGGGAUGAUGAUUUUCGUCUAAAGUGGGAUCCCAUGCUUGUGUGUUUCAAAAUUUUGGAUGAGUUCCCUCAGAAUGGAACCACAAUUAUUCACUGGAUUAAAAAGUUCCCUUUCUUCUGCAGUGACCGUGAAUACAUUUUUGGGCGGCGUAUCUGGGAGUCGGGGAAGGCUUACUAUUGUGUUACGAAGGGAAUUCCUUAUCCAUCUUUGCCCAAGAAGGAAAAACCGAGGCGUGUGGAAUUGUACUUCUCGAGUUGGCGUAUUAGACCUGUUCAAUCGCCCAAAAAAGACGGCCAGCAACCCAUGGCAUGUGAAGUAACUCUGUUUCACUACGAGGAUAUGGGCAUACCCAAGGAUGUUGCUAAAGUUGGUGUCCGGCACGGCAUGUGGGGUGCUGUUAAAAAGCUGCAGUCCGGCUUUAGAGCAUAUCAGCUAAUGAGAAAAUCAGAAAACAUCCUGUCACGCAGUGCCAUCAUGGCUCGUGUGACCACCAAGACAUGCAUUGCUAGUUCUGAUGGCUCCUUGGAUCAAGGGCCCUUCAGCACAGAACAAGCCAGUACAGAGGACGACAACUCUAGGUCAGUCCAACAUGGUUUUGACUGGAAGUGGGUGGUGGUCGGUGGCGCGGUGGCUGCCGUCUGCGUGCUUAACACCGGAAUUGUAGGGAAGGCCCUCUUACUUGGAGCUGCAAGAAAGCAGGCAAAGAAGUGAUGAGCAUCUACCAGCAUCCACAAAGUGAGCUUCACGGCCAUCAGGGCCUGUCUCUGUCUAGAAAGUCGCAAUCGAGACCGAGGAUAAAGGAAUGAAAUAUCAUACUACAGGAUGCAGAUAAUUCGGGUGCCUAAUUUUGGAUGUGCCUUUUAAGCAGUAUCGCAGAUGUGUCUUGCCAUAACCGAUUAUGUGGUAUCAGGAAUCGUUAGAUGACGAUGUAUCUGAAGAUAUAUGAGUUCUGUUAACAACAUUUGCUAACUAACAAGUCCCAAGUUUGCACUUUUCAGCUUUGUACGUUCCAUUGGGUUUUUCCCGAUGUUUGCUGACGA
Messenger RNA from Triticum aestivum (bread wheat), 1815 nucleotides. RefSeq lists its product as uncharacterized. The coding region runs from base 167 to 1486 and encodes 439 amino acids. Gene Ontology annotation, molecular function: lipid binding. The transcript has 6 exons. NCBI's taxonomy places the organism in Eukaryota, Viridiplantae, Streptophyta, Magnoliopsida, Poales, Poaceae. The record is from RefSeq and is a predicted model, not a curated record.